Pseudomyrmex gracilis is the source of this 1920-nucleotide messenger RNA. RefSeq names its product general transcription factor IIF subunit 1 (gene TfIIFalpha). Gene Ontology annotation, molecular function: TFIIF-class transcription factor complex binding; DNA binding; RNA polymerase II general transcription initiation factor activity. The coding region runs from base 175 to 1782 and encodes 535 amino acids. Gene Ontology annotation, cellular component: transcription factor TFIIF complex; nucleus. Gene Ontology annotation, biological process: transcription initiation at RNA polymerase II promoter; positive regulation of transcription elongation by RNA polymerase II. The record is from RefSeq and is a predicted model, not a curated record. The transcript is spliced from 7 exons. NCBI's taxonomy places the organism in Eukaryota, Metazoa, Arthropoda, Insecta, Hymenoptera, Formicidae.
CUUCGGUGCUCUCGGUGCUAGCCGGCCAGGGUUUGCAACACUGAUAAAACCAAACCUCUGAAUUCUCUGAUGCGCAUCACCAAACGAAUUCAACGUGUACAAAGUCAUCAAAAUCUGUGCGAUUGAAACAAUAAACUUUUAUUGUAAAAAUAUUUAAUUCUGAAAAUUACAAUAAUGAGUUCAAGUACAAUUACUAAGCCUUCAGUAGCACCAUCUGUACAGGAAUUUAGUAUCAGAGUACCAAAAAACAACAAAAAGAAACACAAUGUUAUGAGAUUUAAUGCAACACUAAAUGUAGAUUUCUCAAAAUGGACUCAAGUAAAAAUGGAACGAGAGAAUAAUAUGAAAGAGUACAAGGGAUUAGAGGAAGAAAUGCCAAAAUUUGGUGCUGGAUCUGAAUUUGGACGUGAUGCUAGAGAAGAAGCUAGAAGGAAAAAAUAUGGUAUUACUAGUAGAAAAUAUAAACCUGAAGAUCAACCAUGGAUUUUAAAAGCUGGGGGAAAAACAGGAAAAAAAUUUAAAGGUAUACGAGAAGGAGGAGUCAGUGAAAAUGCAGCAUAUUAUGUAUUUACUCAUGCUGCUGAUGGUGCUAUAGAGGCUUUCCCUUUACAUGAGUGGUAUAACUUUCAACCAAUUCAAAGAUACAAGGCUCUUAGUGCUGAAGAAGCUGAACAAGAAUUUAGUCGUAGAAACAAGGUUAUGAAUUAUUUCUCACUAAUGUUACGCAAAAGAUUGAGAAAUGAUGAGGAUGGUGGAGAUGAAGAGGAAUUAGUAGAAGGUAAUAAAGGCAAAAGAUUAGGAAAGAAAGAUAAGGAUCUAAAAAUAUCAGAUAUGGACGAGUGGAUGGAAAGUGAUGAUGAUGAAUUAUGUAGUGAUGAAGAGGAAACUAAGAAAGAUUCUGAAGAUGAAAAUGAUGCAAAAAAGAAAAAUAAAGGCAAAGUUCAGUCAAAAAAAAAAAAAAAGAAUGCUUCUGAUGAAGAAGCAUUUGAAGAAAGUGAUGAUGGAGAUGAAGAGGGAAGAGAAUGUGAUUAUAUUUCUGAUUCUUCUGAUUCCGAAUCGGAGUUAGAACAACAAAAGGAAAUCAAGUCAGUUGCGGAAGAAGAUGCAUUGAGAAAAUUACUUGCAUCUGAUGAAGAGGAAGAUGACGAGGAAAAAACGGAUAAGAAAGAAGGUGAAGAAGACAAAGAUGAUGAUGAGGAUGGGAAAGAAAAAGAUGACAAAGAUAAAGACAAAGCUGGUAAAGAUUUUGAUAAGAAGAAAGACAAGAAGAAGAAGAAAAAAUCAAAAAAGAAGGAUCAAAAGAAAUUGGCAUCGGGAAAAGAUUCUUCGAGUGAUUUUUCUAGUGACUCAGACUCAGAUUCAGAUUCAACAGCAAAAGAAAAGGAUAACAAAAAGUCUAACAGCGCACAUAGUUCAAGAUCGGCAACACCAACACCCGCAACGUCCGGAGUCUCAGAUUCUCUCAAGAGAAAACAAUCUGGAUCUCCAGAUUUGUCACAAGCAAAGAAACUAAAGUUAGAUAACUUUAACUUGGUUCCAGUGACUUCAUAUAUACCAGGAGCAAAUGAAUCGGGCAUUACGGAGGAUGCAGUAAGACGAUAUCUCAUGCGCAAACCUAUGACAACAACUGAACUGCUGCAGAAAUUUAAAUCUAAAAAAACUGGUCUCACUUCUGAGCAGCUUGUCAACAUUAUGACUCAGAUAUUAAAGAAGAUAAAUCCGACCAAGCAAACAAUUAAGAACAAAAUGUAUUUAUCGAUCAAAGCACAACAAUCUAACUAAAUCUUGUUUGCUUCCGAGCAUUUACAAUUGCUCAACAUGUUCAAUAUUAUGCAUACAGUAAUUGCAUAUUAAUACAUAAUGACAUUUGUUGCACUAAUAGUAAAAAUAUGUUAAAAUAUAUAUAUAUAUAUAUAUAUG